Aureobasidium subglaciale EXF-2481 is the source of this 1853-nucleotide messenger RNA. RefSeq lists its product as uncharacterized. Gene Ontology annotation, molecular function: NADP binding; flavin adenine dinucleotide binding; N,N-dimethylaniline monooxygenase activity. The record is from RefSeq and is a predicted model, not a curated record. NCBI's taxonomy places the organism in Eukaryota, Fungi, Ascomycota, Dothideomycetes, Dothideales, Saccotheciaceae. The transcript has a single exon. The coding region runs from base 1 to 1599 and encodes 532 amino acids.
AUGGCGCCCACCGAGCCUCGUCUCAUCAUCAUCGGGUGUGGAACUGCUGGUAUAGCUUUGGCUUCCCGCUUACGAUUCCAGCUCGGAUACAAGAACUUCACUAUCUAUGAGAGAGAGAGUCACAUCGGUGGGACCUGGUACCUCAAUACCUAUCCUGGAGUUGGUUGCGAUGUCGACUCUCACCUGUAUUCAUUCUCGUUUAACCUGAAUCCCAACUGGUCAAGGAAGUUUGCCGAACAAGACGAGAUCCUCGAAUAUCUGAACAACACAGUGGACAAGUUCGGCGUGCGGCCACACGUACAACUCGGUAUCGAAGUUGUCGCAGCGACAUGGAUCAGCGAAAAGAAUGUGUGGCGCGUCGGUCUUCGAGACAUGACCACCAAGAAGGUCCAUCAUCAAGAGGCGGAAAUGCUCGUGUCCUGUGUCGGUACUAUCUCCAUUCCGAAAGAUUGCGACAUCCCCGGCCACGAAGAUUACCAAGGUUCGAUUUUCCACUCUGCCCGUUGGAACCACAAUUACAGCCUGAAAGACAAGAGAGUGGCUGUCAUUGGAAAUGGAUGCUCAGCGGCUCAGUUGAUGCCUCAUGUCGCGAGAGAGGCUGCACAGGUCAUUCAAUUCCAAAGGUCCCCUCAGUGGAUCAAUGAGCGGCCUAAUCCUGCUUUCUCGGAACUCCAAAAAUGGUGCUUCCGCAACAUUCCUUUCUAUGCUAGAUGGUACCGAUUUUCGACUUGGCUGUCUAUUGAUGCGCUCCAUAAUCUAUACGUCACGGGCACAGAUGUUCUGGACAGAAAGCGGGCAGCAGCUCAGGUCGAAGCCGAGAGCUACAUGAGGAAGACCGCGCCAAAGAAAUACUUGGAUAUACUGAUACCUACUUUCCCGCUCGGAUGCAAGCGUCGUAUCUUCGAUCCUGGUUACCUUCAAUCCCUCCACGAGCCCAACGUCGAGCUCACCAAUGAGCGAAUCACAGGUUUCACCAAGGCUGGCCUGACAACACCCAAACGAUCCGUCGACUUCGACGCAGUCAUUUUGAGCUCCGGUUUCAAGAUUCAAGAGUUCCUAUCCCCCAUAGAGAUAAUUGGUACUGAGGGCAAGACUCUGAAUGAGCAUUGGGAGGAUACCAGAGGUGCUCAAGCCUAUAGAGCUACGUUCGUCCAUGGCUUUCCCAACUUUGGUAUCGUCUUUGGGCCGAAUGCAUUCCCUGCACACAACUCCGUCAUCUUCACAAACGAAACGCAGGCCGAGUUUAUCGUCAAAACUCUCAUCAAGCCCGUUUUGGACGGCAGCUUCGAAACGCUUAACGUCAAGCAGGCCGCGGAAAACUAUAACACCAUGCACGUACAAGAGAAACUGAAGACAAUGGUCUGGAGUGGUGGAUGUGCGAAUUGGAACUUGAACGAAGCUGGUAGAAACACUACCAACUACCAUGAUCCAACGUGGAAGUUCUGGUGGGAUUUGUACUGGCCUGUUUGGGAGGACUUCAAUCUGUCGGGAAGCAAGAUAUCGUUGCCUCUAGCUCCUUGGACCAGGCUGGUCCUAUGGACUGCAUUAACACCGGUGGCUGUUGUUAGCAUGGUGCAUGGUCUCAGGACUCUUCUCUGAAGUUGUCUAGUCUUUGUCGAAUAUAACCAUAGUGUUCCUGCUCUUUCCUCUCAGUCCUUCAAUUAGUUGUAGCAAGGUACUACGUAUCUCGGCGACGCUGCGCUGGGUCUUGUAAGUGCGACCUGCAUUGACUCUCGGCGAAAUGUCCUCAAUGUGCAAAACAGUCGUGCCGUCUGUUAGCUGAGUGCAACUUUUGACGACUCUGGACUAAAAAUUUCAGGCUCGUUUCCCCGACAGACAAUCGUGCAAUCGUG